AUGUCGCAGUUCGGCCCGUCGACGCGCAUCGGCGUGCUCGGCGGCGGCCAGCUCGGGCGCAUGAUGAUCCAGGAGGCCGUGGACCUGGACGCGCGCGUCGAGGUCAUGGACCCGAGCGCGGAGGCGCCGUGCCGCUACCUGACGCACCGCUUCGUCCAGGGCGACCUCUGCGACGCGGCGGCCGUCGAGGCCUUCGGGGCGGGCCUCGACUGCCUGACCAUCGAGAUCGAGAACGUGUCGACCGAGGGCAUGGAGGCGCUCGAGCGGCGCGGCGUGCGCGUCGUGCCCAAGCCGGCGCACGUGCGCCUCAUCCAGGACAAGGGCCUGCAGAAGCAGUUCUUCGCGGACAAGGGCAUCGCGUCCGCGCCCUUCGUCCUGCAGGACGCGGACGGCGACCGGGGCGCGCUCGGGUACCCGAUCGUCCAGAAGCUGCGGCGCGGCGGCUACGACGGCAAGGGCGUCGUCGUGCUCAAGGACGCUUCGGACGAAUCCUACUUCAAGGGCGCGCCCUGCGUCCUCGAGCAGAAGGUCGCCAUCGCCAAGGAGCUGAGCGUCAUCGUCUGCCGCCGGUCGAGGGACGACGUCAAGGCGUACGAGCCCACGGAGUGCGUCUUCGACCCGCGGGGCAACGUCGUCCAGCUCAUCGUCUCGCCGGCGGACGUCUCCGACGACGUCAAGGCCCGGUCCCGCGCGCUCGCGACGCGCGUCGUCGACGAGCUCGACUUCGUGGGCAUCCUCGCGGUCGAGCUCUUCCUCGACGAGGCGGGCGAGAUCCUCGUCAACGAGGUCGCGCCGCGGGCCCACAACAGCGGCCACCACACCAUCGAGGCCAACGCGACGUCCCAGUUCGCCCAGCUCCUCCGCGUGACGCUCGACCUGCCCCUCGGCUCCGUCGCGCCCGUCCGCGACGCCGCGGCGAUGGUCAACGUCCUCGGCGAGGCCGACGCGCCCAAGGGCGCGCCCCACUACUCGGGCCUCCGCGACGCCCUCGACACGCCGGGCGUCUACCCCCACCUCUACGGCAAGUCGUCCGUGACCCCGUUCCGCAAGAUGGGCCACGUCACCGUCGUCGGCGACGACCGCGCCGCCGUCGUCGCGACGGCCAAGCACGUCCUCGAGUCCGUCGGCGUCACGUGCCUCAAGAAAUAG
This is a messenger RNA of Aureococcus anophagefferens, 1149 nucleotides long. RefSeq lists its product as hypothetical. The record is from RefSeq and is a predicted model, not a curated record. NCBI's taxonomy places the organism in Eukaryota, Pelagophyceae, Pelagomonadales, Pelagomonadaceae. Gene Ontology annotation, molecular function: metal ion binding; ATP binding; phosphoribosylaminoimidazole carboxylase activity. The transcript has a single exon. The coding region runs from base 1 to 1149 and encodes 382 amino acids. Gene Ontology annotation, biological process: 'de novo' IMP biosynthetic process.